Molecule: messenger RNA, 655 nt
Organism: Caenorhabditis elegans
Lineage: Eukaryota; Metazoa; Nematoda; Chromadorea; Rhabditida; Rhabditidae
Gene: C36C5.12
Product: UPF0376 protein C36C5.12
Exons: 3
Coding region: 4-612 (202 amino acids)
Cellular component (GO): membrane
Source: RefSeq, marked reviewed
GAAAUGACAAGUUUUCUCAAGCUUGCCAUCAUUGGUACUGUGCUUUUGGGAGUGGCUCACGGAGCAAAUCUAACUGCUGCCGAGAAAGAAACUUAUUGUGAGUUGCGAUCUGCCAUUCAAACAUUCCUUUGUAUUGAGCGUCUUCGCGACUUCGCAGCAAAAGUAGAUGAACUCGACAUGGAUAAGAAAAGUGAACUGAAGGAAUUCAAGAAAACUUGCGAUUCUCUAAAAAAUUGUUUUGCCAUUACCCGCUGUGGGCCAAAUUCCACAAUGGACGAAGCAGAGUUGUUCCGAAUGGUCGAAAAAAAUUGCGAAGCUGUUGUGUACAUCCACGAAGAUUUUUCCGAUUGUAGUGAUAAACUUACUGCGAAAAAAUCAGUUUGUUUCGACAACUGGGACCCGAUUCCAGAUGGAAUUCAUCUAGAAGAAGACGAAAAGAAGGUUGAGAAAAUGAAAAAAGAGACUUGCAAGAGAUAUUUCGGGAAAGAUGACUGCAUGAAGAAGGAGAUUGUCGAAACGUGUAGCCAAAAAGAAUGGGAUAAAUUUCGUGAGCAGUUCAUCAAUCUUUCCUCCGAUUUGGUUAGCAAGUGUGACUUCAGCAGACUUGGAUAAUUAUAAUUCUGAUGACAAAAUAUUAAUGAAUUAGUUUUGAUGC